AUUCCGGGGGAAGAAGGGAAAGCAGAAGGGGAGGACAGAAAAACUUGCGAUUGCAAUUUGUACUUACUGGGAAGAGCGGCCCCAACAGCCCUUUUCCCGUGAUCCGGGCCUCCGCCAAUCAGCGCCGCGAUGAUUCAGCGCAACGGGCGCAUCCGGGACCAGAUGCCGGUGUGAUUUUCUGGAUCAUGGAUGAAAAGAUGAGAUCACCAGGCACAGUUACCUCGAGUCACCAGCCUAAAUUAGAAUGGGAGUCCAGAGUCAAUGAAUUGGCCUGAGGUCUAUUGAUUGUUAUGCUGUCUAUACUAGUGUUUCUUAAUUGAUUUACUAUACAACCUCUCUCUCUCUCCAGGUGUUCUCGACCCCUACCUGGGCGGUAAGUUAAGUUAUGAGGUAUGAUCUCAUUCUACGCUCAUUCCUGCUGACUCUGCCUGCCGUGCCUUCGGGAUCCCGCAACCAAUCGGUUGAAUUCGAUCGGUGUAGAAUCACCAAAGAAUGGUUCAGGACGAGACUGAACAAUGGAACUCUGAGGACGAUAGGGGAUGAUAUGAGAAUGGUGAAAGCACUACAUCAUUUUUGCCAUUGCCUUUGCUUUGUGGUGGCCCGGACCAGACGAGACCAGAGCCCGGGCCAGAUUCGGGGGUACGGAGCAACAUUUGCAAAUCCCUGGACGGUCAUUCGUCCUCCGAGUCUGACCGACUUGGCGUUGGGCUUACAUUGUUCCGCUCCGUCGCAUACUGUAGGUACGUAGCAACAAUCACCGCCCGGUCAAGUAAACAUGCGAUGCGCCGGGACGAUGUCCAUGCCAUUCAAUGACUUGCGCAGUGCAAUGUACGUAGC
Aspergillus brunneoviolaceus CBS 621.78 is the source of this 837-nucleotide messenger RNA. RefSeq lists its product as uncharacterized. The record is from RefSeq and is a predicted model, not a curated record. The transcript has a single exon. Bases 386 to 748 code for a protein of 120 amino acids. NCBI's taxonomy places the organism in Eukaryota, Fungi, Ascomycota, Eurotiomycetes, Eurotiales, Aspergillaceae.